Loa loa (African eye worm) is the source of this 449-nucleotide messenger RNA. RefSeq lists its product as hypothetical. NCBI's taxonomy places the organism in Eukaryota, Metazoa, Nematoda, Chromadorea, Rhabditida, Onchocercidae. The transcript is spliced from 3 exons. Bases 30 to 449 code for a protein of 139 amino acids. The record is from RefSeq and is a predicted model, not a curated record.
UCAGUUUCUAUCUUCUUUUAUUUGUUAUAAUGGUUAAAUCAGAAAUGUAUCAUGCAAUUAUCAAUAGUUUCAAUGGUAAUAUCAUUUGUGUCAACAAUGUUUGCUAUAAUUCCAAUGGCAUAUUAGUUGCUGGCAAUACUGGAUGCUUUGUUAUUAAUGGCAAAAUCUAUAAAGAUGGCAAAUAUUUGCGCAAUAUGACAUGGGAUGAUUAUCAGAAAUUAAAAACUUAUUAUGAUGAAGUAAAUCGUUGGAGUGUGGAUCUUCAAGAUAGUAUACAGCGAAGUUUUCCAUGGGAUGAACGAAAUCCAUCACAUACUGAAUUUCCAUGGAAUAUUAUAUCUGGAGCAUUAAAUCGAAAUACAAAAAUUAAAAUAGCAAUAGAAAGAAACGAUUUAUGCCUUUCCCAGUGGCACCAUAUUUUUGUUGAAAUAUGUUACAUUGUAAAAUAG